Molecule: messenger RNA, 10758 nt
Organism: Cololabis saira (Pacific saury)
Lineage: Eukaryota; Metazoa; Chordata; Actinopteri; Beloniformes; Belonidae
Product: filamin-C-like
Exons: 49
Coding region: 142-8478 (2778 amino acids)
Biological process (GO): actin cytoskeleton organization
Molecular function (GO): actin filament binding
Source: RefSeq, a predicted model, not a curated record
CUCCUCCGCUGCUCCUCACUCCGCUGAAGCGCGGCGCUCCCGGCGCGCUUGGCACGGCCCCGUCCUGCACUUCUCUCCUUCUUCCUUCCUUCUUCCUUCCCCUCCCCGAUUCCCCCCCACCUCCCAGAAAGAAGGGGCACCAUGAUGAGCAGCGGCGGCUACCUGGAGCCGCAGCUCUACCACGGCCAGCCCGACCAGGGCGCACAGCACCAGCAGGAGGACGAGGAGGAGGAGAUGCCGGCCACGGAGAAGGACCUGGCCGAGGACGCGCCCUGGAAGAAGAUCCAGCAGAACACGUUCACCCGCUGGUGCAACGAGCACCUGAAGGUGCUGAGCCGGCGCAUCGGGGACCUGCAGCGGGACCUGAGCGACGGGCUGCGGCUCAUCGGGCUGCUGGAGGUGCUGAGCCAGAAGAAGAUGUUCCGCAAGUUCCACGCGCGGCCCAACUUCAGGCAGAUGAAGCUGGAGAACGUGUCGGUGGCGCUGGAGUUCCUGGAGAGAGAACACAUCAAGCUGGUGUCCAUAGACUCCAAGGCCAUCGUGGACGGGAACCUGAAGCUGAUCCUGGGCCUGAUCUGGACCCUGAUCCUGCACUACUCCAUCUCCAUGCCCAUGUGGGAGGACGAGGACGACGAGGACGCCAAGAAGCUGACGCCCAAGCAGCGGCUGCUGGGCUGGAUCCAGAACAAGGUCCCGCAGCUGCCCAUCACCAACUUCCACCGCGACUGGAGGGACGGCAAGGCGCUGGGCGCCCUGGUGGACAACUGCGCCCCCGGUCUGUGUCCCGACUGGGAGACAUGGGACCCCAACCAGCCGGUGGAAAACGCCCGGGAGGCCAUGCAGCAGGCUGACGACUGGCUGGGAGUGCCACAGGUGAUCGCCCCGGAGGAGAUCGUGGACCCCAACGUGGACGAGCACUCGGUCAUGACCUACCUGUCCCAGUUCCCCAAGGCCAAGCUGAAGCCCGGGGCCCCCCUGAGGGCCAAGACCCUGCACCCCAAGCGGGCCAAGGCCUACGGGCCCGGUAUUGAGCCCAGAGGGAACACGGUUCUGAAGCCGGCGGAGUUCCUGGUGGAGACGGUGGAGGCCGGACUGGGGGAGGUCCUGGUCUACGUGGAGGACCCAGAGGGACACACCGAGGAGGCCCGGGUCAUCCCCAACAAUGACAAGAGCCGGACCUACUCCGUGGUCUACCUGCCCAAGGUGGAGGGUCUCCACAAGGUGAAGGUUCUGUUCGCCGGGCAGGACAUCAACCAGAGCCCCUUCCUGGUGACCGUCUCCAAGGCCCUGGGCGACCCCACCCGGGUCCAGGCCCGCGGGCCGGGGCUGCAGCCCACGGGCAACGUGGCCGGAAAACCCACCUACUUCGACAUCUACACCGCAGGGGCCGGAGCCGGGGACGUGGGCGUGGUCAUCGUGGACUCCGGCGGCCGCCGGGACACGGUGGAGGUGGUCCUGGAGAACCGGGGGGACUCUGUGUUCCGGUGCACCUACGUUCCGGUCCUGGAGGGGCCCCACACCGUCUACCUGACCUUCGCCGGCCAGCAGGUCCCCAGGAGCCCCUUCACCGUCCACAUCUCUGAGGUUUCCCAGGGCGCCCCCCCUCCUCCGGGGUCCCCGGUCCAGAUCGUACCGGUCCGCACCCCCCCCUCCGACCGGACCAGGAGGGCCCCCCCCCCGACUCCUCCCAAGCCCCGGCGACCAACCUGUAACCCGAACGCCUGCCGGGCCGCGGGCCGAGGUCUGCAGCACAAGGGCCUGAGGGUGAAGGAGGUGGCGGACUUUAAGGUGCACACCAAAGGAGCCGGCAGCGGGGAGCUGAAAGUCACCGUGAAGGGACCCAAGGGUCUGGAGGAGCCGGUGAAGAUCCUGGAGACGGAGAACGGCGUGUUUGAGUGUAACUAUUACCCCGUCAUGGUGGGGAAAUACGUGGUGAGCAUCGCCUGGGGAGGAAUCGCCAUCCCACGCAGCCCCUUCGAGGUGCAGGUGAGCCAGGAGGCGGGGCCCCAGAAGGUGAGGGCCUGGGGUCCGGGCCUGGAGACCGGCCUGGUGGGGAAGAGCGCCGACUUCGUGGUGGAGGCCAUCGGCACGGAGGUGGGAACUCUGGGUUUCUCCAUCGAGGGUCCGUCCCAGGCCAAGAUCGAGUGCGACGACAAAGGCGACGGGUCGUGUGACGUGAGGUACUGGCCGACGGAGGCGGGCGACUACGCCGUCCACGUCAUCUGCGACGACGAGGACAUCAAGGACAGCCCCUUCAUGGCUCACAUCCUCCCGGCGGCCAGCGACGUCUUUCCUGAGAAGGUGAAGUGCUUCGGUCGAGGUCUGGAGCCCGUGGGCUGCAUCGUCAACAAACCGGCGGACUUCACUGUCGACACCCACGGCGCCGGCAGGGGGGAGCUGAAGCUCUACGCUCAGGACGCCGACGGCUUCCCGAUCGACGUGCAGAUCACGGAUAACGGAGACAGCACCUACUUCUGCGUUUACAUUCCCACCAAACCCAUCAAACACACCAUCAUCGUCACCUGGGGCGAGGUCAACGUCCCCCACAGCCCCUUCAGGGUGACCAUCUGGGAGGGCAGCCAUCCGGAGAACGUGAAGGUGUACGGUCCGGGCGUGGAGAAGUCGGGCCUGAAGGCCAACGAGCCGACCUACUUCACCGUGGACUGCAGCGACGCCGGACAGGGUGACGUCAGCAUCGGGAUCAAGUGCUCGCCCGGCGUGGUGGGACCCGCCGAGGCCGACAUCGACUUCGACAUCAUCAAGAACGACAACGACACCUUCACGGUGAAGUACAUGCCCCCGGGACCCGGCCAGUACACCAUCAUGGUGCUGUUUGCCGACCAGGAAAUCCCCGUCAGCCCCUUCAGAAUAAAGGUGGACCCUUCCCACGAUGCAGCCAAGGUCAGAGCAGAGGGACCUGGACUCAGCAGGACGGGUGUGGAGGUGGGUAAACCCACUCACUUCACCAUUUACACGAAGGGAGCCGGCAAAGCCAAGCCCGAGGUCCAUUUCACCGGAGCGGCCAAAGGCGACGCCGUGCGGGACUUCGAGAUCAUCGACAACCACGACUACUCGUACACGGUCCGCUACACGGCGAUCCAGCAGGGGAACAUGUCCAUCACCGUGUGCCACGGAGGAGACCCCAUCCCCAAGAGCCCGUUCAGCAUCGUGGUGGCCCCCCCACUGGACCUCAGCAAGGUUAAAGUCCAGGGGAUGAACAACAAGGUGGACGUUGGGAAGGACCAGGAGUUCUCUGUCUGCACCCGGACCGCCGGUGGUCAGGGGAACCUGGACGUGAAGAUCUCCUCGCCGUCGCGCCGCCCAAUCCCCUGCAAGCUGGAGUCGGGCGGCCCCGAUGAGCUUCACGCAGUCAAGUACAUCCCCCCCGAGGAGGGGCUGUACCGCGUGGACAUCAGCUACGACGGAAACCCCAUCCCCGGGAGUCCGUUCACCGUGGAGGGCGUGAUGCCCCCCGACCCUUCAAAGGUGCGAGCGUACGGCCCCGGCCUUCAGGGCGGCGUUGUGGGUAAACCCGCCCCCUUCGCCAUCGACACCAAGGGCGCCGGCACCGGCGGCCUGGGCCUGACGGUGGAGGGGCCCUGCGAGGCCAAGAUCGAGUGCCAGGACAACGGCGACGGCUCCUGCUCCGUGUCCUACCUGCCCACCGAGCCCGGCGAGUACGCCAUCAACAUCCUGUUCGCCGAGCAGCACAUCCCCGGCUCGCCCUUCAAGGCGCUGGUCCAGUCGGUGUUCGACCCCGGCAAGGUGACGGCCAGCGGGCCGGGCCUGGAGCGCGGCCGGGUCAACGAGACGGGCUGCUUCACGGUGGACUGCUCCCAGGCCGGCGAGGCCGAGCUCACCAUCCAGAUCAUCUCGGAGGCCGGCACCGAGGUGGAGGUGCACGUGCAGAACAACAGCGACGGGACGUACGCCAUCACCUACAUCCCGCUGAGCCACGGCAUGUACACCGUCACCAUCGACUACGGGGGCCACGCCGUGCCGCAGUUCCCGGCCCGCCUGCAGGUGGAGCCGGCCGUGGAGGUGUACGGCCCGGGGGUGGAGCCCAGAGGCGUCCUGAGGGAGGUGUCCACUCACUUCACCGUGGACUCCAGGGCCCACUACCAGACCGGUGGGAGCCACGUCAAGGUCAGCGUCUCCAACCCGUCGGGCGCCAACACGGAAGCCUACGUCUCCGACAAGGGCGACGGCACCUACCGGGUGGAGUACCUGCCCUACGAGGACGGUUUGCACCUGAUUGAAGUUCUCCUGGACGACGUCCCGGUCCCCAAGAGUCCCUUCAGGGUGACGGUGGCCGAGGGUUGCGACCCCAGUCGGGUUUGUGCCUUCGGUCCGGGUCUGGAGGAGGGACUGGUGAACAAGUCCAACCGCUUCACCGUCGAGACCAGAGGUGCAGGCACUGGGGGCCUCGGCCUGGCCAUCGAGGGCCCGUCCGAGGCAAAGAUGUCCUGCAAGGACAACAAAGACGGCAGCUGCAGCGUGGAGUACAUCCCCUUCACUCCCGGAGAGUAUGACGUCAACAUCACCUUCGGAGGUCUUCCUAUCCCCGGAAGCCCGUUCCGUGUCCCGGUGCGAGAGCUGGUGGACCCCAGCAAGGUGAGGUGUUCAGGUCCUGGUCUGGGAGGGGGAGUCCGAGCCCACGUCCCCCAGACCUUCACGGUGGACAGCAGCAAGGCGGGUGUGGCCCCGCUGGAGGUCCUGCUCUACGGGCCGACAGGUCUGGCCGAGCCGGUCAACGUCACCGACAACGGCGACGGCACCCACACGGUCAACUACACCCCCGCCAACGACGGCCCGUACACGGUGUGCGUGAAGUACGCCGACCAGGAGGUUCCUCGCAGCCCUUUCAAGAUCAAAACUCUCCCGGCCCACGACGCCAGCAAGGUCCGGGCCAGCGGUCCGGGCCUGAACGCCUCGGGGGUCCCGGCCAGCCUCCCGGUGGAGUUCACCAUCGACGCCAGGGACGCCGGGGAGGGACUGCUGGCGGUGCAGAUACUGGACCCAGAGGGGAAACCCAAGAAGGCCAACAUCCGAGACAACCGGGACGGCACCUACACGGUGUCCUACGUCCCCGACAUGACGGGCCGCUACACCAUCACCAUCAAGUAUGGCGGAGACGAGAUCCCAUACUCACCCUACCGGAUCCACGCCGUGCCCAGCGGAGAUGCCAGCAAGUGUCUGGUCACAGUGUCGAUCGGUGGACAUGGACUCGGCUCAGGUCUCGGUCCAACCAUCCAGAUCGGAGAGGAGACAGUCAUCACAGUGGACGCAAAGGCUGCUGGGAAAGGUAAAGUCACCUGCAAGGUGUCGACGCCGGACGGGGCGGAGCUGGAUGUUGAUGUCGUGGAGAACGCGGAUGGGACCUUCGAUAUUUACUACACUGCUCCGGAGCCGGGGAAGUACGUGAUCACCAUCCGGUUUGGAGGGGAACACAUUCCCAACAGCCCCUUCCAUGUGGUGGCCUGUGAAAGUGUCCCAAUAGUCGAGGAACCAUGUGACCUCCUUCAAGUGCAGCCCCCGUUCUCGCCCUUCGUGGGCGUCGCCCGUCCCUGGGCCACCGAUGAUCCGAUCAGCGCCGUCGACGCCAUGGACCCGACGCUGCGUCCCUUCAGUCUGGUGAUUCCCUUCACCGUGCAGAAGGGAGAGAUCACAGGUGAAGUGCGGAUGCCGUCCGGUCGGACAGCUCGUCCUCACAUCACCGACAACAAGGAUGGAACGGUGACGGUGAAGUACUCACCAACUGAACGAGGCCUGCACGAGAUGGACAUCAAGUACGACGGCAACCACAUCCCAGGAAGUCCUCUCCAGUUCUACGUUGAUGCCAUCAACAGUGGUCAUGUGACAGCGUACGGUCCGGGUCUCAGCCACGGCACGGUGAACGGACCGGCUACGUUCACCAUCGUCACCAAAGAUGCCGGAGAAGCUUUCCCUGUCUCGUCAGGUGGUUUGUCUCUGGCCGUUGAGGGUCCGUCCAAAGCAGAAAUCAGCUGUAAAGACAACAAAGACGGGACGUGCACGGUGUCCUACAUGCCCACCGCACCUGGAGACUACAACAUCAUCGUCAAAUUUGAUGACAAGCACAUCCCGGGCAGCCCCUUCACCGCCAAGAUCACCGAUGUUUAUUGUCCAGGUGAUGACUCGGUGAGGACAUCCCAGCUCAACGUUGGCACGGCAACAGACGUUUCCUUAAAGAUCACGGAGACGGACCUGACCAGCCUGACGGCGACGAUCCGAGCGCCUUCAGGCCACGAGGAGCCCUGCCUGCUCAAGAGGCUGCCCAACAGACACAUCGGAAUCUCCUUCACACCAAAGGAAGUCGGCGAACACGUGGUGAGCGUGAAGAAGAGCGGGAAGCAUGUGACCAACAGUCCGUUCAAGAUCAUGGUGGGUCAGUCGGAGAUCGGAGACGCCAGCAAGGUGAAGGUUUACGGUCAGGGGCUGGUGGAGGGACACACCUUCGAGGUGUCCGAGUUCAUCGUGGACACCCGGAACGCAGGUUACGGAGGUCUGGGUCUGUCCAUCGAGGGUCCCAGUAAGGUGGACAUUAACUGUGAGGACGUGGACGACGGGACGUGCAAAGUCACCUACUGCCCAACGGAACCUGGAAACUACAUCAUCAACAUCAAAUUUGCCGACCAACACAUUCCAGGAAGUCCGUUCACCGUGAAAAUAUUCGGCGAGGGCCGGAUGAAGGAGAGCAUCACCAGGAAACGCCAAGCCCCCUCCAUCGCCACGGUGGGCAGCACCUGCGACCUCAACCUGAAGAUCCCAGGGAACUGGUUUCAGAUGGUCUCGGCUCAGGAGCGCGUGACCCGGACCUUCACCCGCAGCAGCCACACCUACACCCGGACCGAGCGGACCGAGAUCAGCAAGACCCGGGCCGGCGAGACCAAGAGGGAGGUCCGGGUGGAGGAGAGCACCCAGGUCGGAGGAGACCCCUUCAGGGACGUGUUCGGAGACUUUCUGGGCCGAGAAAGUCUGAGCGGCUUCAGCGGGCCGCCGCUGCAGGACGGUGAGACAGGAAACCAGGAGAUGACGGCUCAGGUGACGAGUCCCGGAGGGAAGACGGACGACGCAGAGAUCAUCAAAGGGGAGGACAGCACCUACAGCGUCCGCUUCAUCCCCCAGGAGAUGGGCCCCCACACGGUCAGCGUCAAGUACAGGGGCCAGCACGUCCCCGGGAGCCCCUUCCAGUUCACCGUGGGGCCCCUGGGGGAGGGAGGAGCCCACAAGGUCCGGGCCGGAGGAACCGGGCUGGACCGGGGGGUGGCAGGAAUCCCAGCCGAGUUCAGUAUCUGGACCCGGGAAGCUGGAGCUGGAGGUCUGUCCAUCGCCGUCGAGGGGCCGAGCAAAGCCGAGAUCACCUUUGAAGACCGGAAGGACGGUUCCUGCGGGGUCGCCUAUGUGGUCCAGGAGCCCGGUGAUUACGAGGUUUCUAUUAAAUUUAACGAUGAACACAUCCCAGACUCCCCCUUCCUCGUCCCCGUCGCCACUCUGUCGGAUGAUUCUCGCCGCCUCACCAUCACCAGCUUACAGGAGAUGGGUCUGAAGGUGGGGCAGGAGGCCUCCUUCGCCGUGCAGUUCAACGGGGCGCGAGGCCUGAUCGAUGCCAAGAUUCACUCGCCAUCAGGGGCCAUGGAGGAGUGUUACAUCACCGAGCUGGACACCGACCAACACGCCAUCAGGUUCAUCCCGAAGGAGAACGGCGUCCACUCCAUAGACGUCCGCUUCAACGGCAGCCACGUCCCCGGAAGUCCCUUCAAAAUCCGAGUGGGAGAGCCGGGACAGGUGGGAGACCCAGGACUGGUGUCGGCCUUCGGACCGGGCCUGGAGGGAGGAACCACAGGCGUGGCGUCGGAGUUUAUCGUCAACACGUGUAACGCCGGCGCUGGCGCUCUGUCAGUGACGAUCGACGGACCGUCCAAGGUGAAGAUGGACUGCCAGGAGAGUCCGGAGGGCUACACAGUCUCCUACACCCCCCUGGCUCCCGGGAACUACCUGAUCUCCAUCAAGUAUGGGGGACCCCAACACAUCGUGGGCAGCCCCUUCAAAGCCAAAGUCUCAGGACCUCGUUUAUCCGGCGGACACAAUCUUCACGAGACGUCGUCCGUGCUGGUGGAAACCGUCACCAAGACCUCAGCGAUGGCCGGCGCCUUCGCCUCCCUGCCCAAGUUCUCCUCGGACGCCAGCAAGGUGCUGCCCCGCGGGGCCGGGCUGUCGAAGGCCUUCAUCGGCCAGAAGAACACCUUCACGGUGGACUGCAGCAACGCAGGAACCAACAUGCUGAUGGUGGGGGUCCACGGGCCCCGGGCGCCCUGCGAGGAGGUCUACGUCAAGCACAUGGGCAACCGCAUGUACAACGUCACCUACACCGUCAAGGAGCAGGGCAGCUACAUCCUGAUCGUCAAGUGGGGGGACGAGCACGUCCCGGGGAGCCCCUUCCACGUCACUGUCCCCUGAGACCGGACUCUGGUCCCCCCCCACCCCCCCCACCACCACUCCACCUCCUCCUCCAUGCACUGAAGACUUUCACUUCCUGUUCUGGGAGAGUUUUUUCCCACUUUGUGCCAAAGUUUCCCGUGUUUUUCUGAUUUCUUGCGCUAGCUAGCCGUUUCCAUGGCGACGACGUCCCGUUCAUUUUAUAUCCGACACACAAAGCAGGAGAUUAUAUCGUCGGCAGGAACGAGUUCCGUCUUGUAUCGUAUUUUCCAUUUUUAUCCAGUAAAUGUUUCAUGUGCUCGAGUAAAAUAAUCCACCUUUGGUUCGCCGCGCUCUUAUUUUGAAAGGUCGUAGAACUGCCUGUAGAGACGGAUCUGAUCGUCGUCUUCCACUCGUCCGAUUUCCAGGUUAUACAGGUGACAUUUUUAUUUUUAUUCUUUAUUUCAUUCAUUAAAAGAAAAACAAAACAGUUCAAUAUAAUUACAACAGAUCUUUCCUUGAAUGAAAGGGAACAGAAAGAAGACUAAGCUUAUUUUAUCUGUCCCUUUUUCCUAAGAAAUCAAAUUUCAAUUAAUGUAAUAAUAAAAAAAACAAAAACAAAUUAUGCAAUUAAAAAAAAAACACUUACCAAAUACCCUAAAUAUUCCACGUACCAGUAGGCCCCGCCCCCUCGAACACAGCUGAGCCAAUGGCUGUUGAGCAUCAGUUCCACAGGGACCAGAACUCGGACAUCUGUAGUUUCCAGGUCCAGAGGAAACAGAACCUCCUGAACUCUCAUCUGUUUUAUGGCGUUUAAAUCAAAACCUGUUAAAUCAAGUCGGUUUUGGAUGAAACGGCCAACUUGAUCCUUUUGUUUAACCGUCUCAGGUUAGUUAGCGACAGAAACUAAGGGGGCGGGGCUCGCUGCCACGUCCUGAUGAUGUCGUCCUUUUUCUUUUCCGUCUCAUAAAACAUAUCCGAGGAUUAUUAACCACAAAAUUUACUUUAACUGGAAGUUGUUCUGUGAGAGUAGCGGUACCGGCCCGGACCACACGGGGCAGCGUAUCGCCUCACGGUUCAAUCGCGGUUUGUCAAUCACUCGGCAGACGAGCGUCCUGACUCGCAGAGGGUUGAACGAGUUUCCCGCGUCGUCUCCUACGAUCGGGGCGGCGGCUAAACCGGCUCUCCCCUCAGAACCAGAACGAACCCAGCUGUGACUUUUUUAUUUAUUCUCUCCUUCGAUUUUCUUUGACAGAAAAUGGUCUUACGUUUGUACGGAAGAGUAUUAGGGCCAGGCAGGAGAAAAAAUAUUUGAGAGGGGAAGAUUUUUUUUUUUAUUGUGCACUUCGAGAAAAAAGCCGAAAUAUCGAGAGAAAAAAGUUGAAAUGUCGAGAUUAAUGUUGAAAUACAAUUUCAAGAAUAAAGUUGAAAUUCCGUGAAUAAAGUUGAAAUACAUUGUACUUCAACAUUGUUCUCGACAUUUUGACUUUUUUCUCGAUAUUUCGACUUUUUUCUCAAAAUUUCAACUUUUUUCUCAACAUUUUUUUACUUUUUUCUCGAAAUUGUAUUUCAACAUUAAUCUUGAAAUUUCGACUAUUUUCUCGACAUUUCGACUUUUUUUUCAACAUUUCGACUUUUUUCUCGAAAUUGUACUUCAACAUUAAUCUCGGCAUUUCGACUUUUUUCUCCACAUUUCAAGAAUAAAGUUGAAAUACGUUGUACUUCAACCUUACUCUCGGACAUUUCGACUUUUUCUCGACAUUUCGACUUUUUUCUCGAAAUUGUACUUCAACAUUAUUCUCGACAUUUUGACUUUUUUCCGACAUUUUGACUUUUUUCUCAACAUUUAGACUUUUUUCUCAACAUUUCGACUUUUUUCCUCAACAUUUUGACUUUUUUCCGACAUUUUGACUUUUUUCUCAACAUUUUGACUUUUUUCUCGAAAUUGUACUUCAACAUUGUUCUCGACAUUUCGACCAUCUCAAGUUUUUUCCGACAUUUCAACUUUUUUCUCGACAUUUUGACUUUUUUCUCGACAUUUCGACUUUUUUCUCGAAGUGCAUAUUAAAAAAAAAAUCUUCCUCUGCUAAAAUAUUAUUUUUGUUUUUCUCCUGCCUGGCCCUGAUCCUCUUCCGUACGUUUGAGCGGGAAGGUGGCAGAGUUUAGGCCCGACCCUCCGGGGAAGGGGGCGGGGCGUCCCACGCCGAGGGAUUUUAUAGUGUUUUGUAUGUAACCAGAAGGAUGAGUGAACAGUGUGUGUGAUUUGUAACCUUCAGUACGGCAACAUUGUGCAGGCAUAAUAAAAUAAAACCUUUAAAACUC